This is a messenger RNA of Lecanosticta acicola, 558 nucleotides long. Lineage: Eukaryota; Fungi; Ascomycota; Dothideomycetes; Mycosphaerellales; Mycosphaerellaceae. The record is from the annotation of a GenBank genome assembly.
AUGAUACCACCCGGCGAAAGCUUCGCGGAAAAAUUCUUCCCAGUAACAACAUCCCAAGCCUUCGAGGAUGCCUCUGCGGAAGAAAGAAUCAACAUGUUCCUCUCGGUCAAGACCCCCCACGACAUCCGCUUCUCGUCGCAAUUCAUGGAGAACGAAGUGAAACUGCAUUCCUUCAAGCAGACGUCCCGCGACACGGCCCUGGCGGUUUUCAAAUUCCGCAUUUCGCGAUUCUACUGCAAUGGAGCCGGGAAUCUCCACGGUGGGGCGCAGUCGUUCGUCUACGACAUGCUCACGUCGAUUGCGCUUUCGGGGAUCGGGAAGAAGGAUUGGUGGUUGAAUGCGGGCGUUUCGCGGAGUCUGAACGUGACGUAUCUGCGACCUGCGCCGGAGGGGACGGAUGUGCUGUGUGAGGUGGAAGUUAUGAGUGCUGGGAAGAAGAUGGCGCUUACGAGGGGGGUUAUCAAGAGGGAGUCGGAUGGGUUGGUGUACAGUACGUGUGAGCAUGAUAAGGCUGCUGUGGCGGCUAAGGCGGGGACGGAUGUUCAGUCGAAGUUAUAA